Cuscuta campestris is the source of this 2525-nucleotide messenger RNA. The record is from the annotation of a GenBank genome assembly. NCBI's taxonomy places the organism in Eukaryota, Viridiplantae, Streptophyta, Magnoliopsida, Solanales, Convolvulaceae.
CUAUAUUUCCGAUCGAUCUUGCCUGCCAAACCCAAUCUGAAACCUGAAUCACUCACUCCUGGAAAAGAAACAAAGAAGAAAAGAAAGAAAAACAGCGAGUGGGAUUUUCAAUAAUUUUGGUUUUUUAACAAGACACAAACUUGGUUUCGUGCUCCUCCAUCUCUGCUGUGAGGCUCAAUCUCGGAUCAGGCCGUGCCCGGAGUUCUUAGGGUUUGGCCUUUGUAAAGAUGGCUCAAUCGAGCGGCAGAGGAGGCGGAACUGGGAGGUUCGCGGUGGGUGAGUAUUUGGUGGGGAAGCAGAUAGGGACCGGGUCGUACUCGACGGUGUGGCUUGCGCGACACCGAGUCCACGGCACCGAGGUGGCCAUCAAGGAGAUCGUCACAGCUCGGCUCAACUCCAAACUCAAAGAGAGUCUCAUGUCCGAGAUUGUUAUUCUCCAGAAGAUCAAUCACCCCAACAUCAUCCACUUGCACGACAUGAUACAGGAUUCAGGAAAGGUUUAUAUAGUGCUGGAGUACUGUCGAGGGGGUGAUCUUUCUAUGUACAUCCAACAACGCAAUGGGAGAAUUCCAGAAGCAACUGCAAAACAUUUUAUGCAGCAGCUAGCAUCGGGCCUUAAAGUUCUUCGUGAAAACAACUUAAUACACCGGGACCUUAAACCACAGAAUCUGCUCUUGUCAGUAAACAACGACAAUGCUGUUUUGAAAAUUGCUGAUUUUGGAUUUGCAAGGUCUUUGCAACCUAGGGGCCUCGCAGAGACCUUAUGUGGUUCACCACUAUACAUGGCUCCUGAAAUUAUGCAACUUCAGAAGUAUGAUGCAAAGGCAGAUCUCUGGAGUGUUGGUGCCAUUCUAUUUCAGCUUGUAACUGGUAGAACCCCAUUCGUAGGAAACAAUCAAAUACAGUUGCUUCAGAACAUAGUAAAAUCAAGUGAAUUGCAAUUCCCUUCAAAUGCAAAGAAUUUGAGUGAUGAGUGCAUAGAUUUAUGUAAAAAGUUAUUGCGCCGUAAUCCAGUGGAGCGGUUGACAUUUGAAGAGUUCUUUAACCACCAAUUUCUUGCAAAAAAGCAACCAGAUGAACUAUCUAGGAUUUGGAAACCACAGAGGAAGAUAGAUGGGUUUCCCCUGUCAGGAUCUAGCCGUGCAAAUGCGGAUGAAAGUCAAGAAGAUUGUCUGCCCUUCAAGCUUGAUGAUGAUUCGUGUGGUACUGAUGUCAAUCAAUCUUAUUCAGGGAGAUUACAACAAAAAUCUCCAUUUAAUUAUCCUAAUGGUUCUAAAGGUUAUAGAGGGGAUGCUUUUAAUGUUCCAUGUUUACCGGAUCCAACCUUCAACGCCAUUGAUGGCCCAUGCAUACGAGACUCCACUGCACUUAGUGCUGGCAGCCAUUACCUUCCCGAAGGAAACUUGAAAGAAUCUCAUAACUCCAUUGAACAUAGACAAACAGUCACUAAUAAGGAAGUGACAAAUUCGCUGGAGUUGAUUGAUCAAGGUUACGUCUUUGUUUCUGGGCCCCCAUUGGAUUCAUUAUCAUCUGCCGGUGCCUCUAUGCAUACAAAUAUUAGCAUGCCAAUGGUGUCAGGACAAGCUGCAGGGAAUGUGCACUCUAGACCAAGUGCCCCGGUUCCCAUUAUCGGUCCUGCAGUCAAUAAAGUAGGUUGUGUAGGAAGUGUGGAUAGCCACACAUCUGCCCAUGGUACAUCACAAGGAUCAGUGGAUAUAGCAGACACAUUGGAGCAACCAUCAAGUGAUUGCCUAAGGAGGAUUGAAUCAUUGCAGCAUUGCGCUAGUGCUAUCACUGAAUUAGUAAACGAGAAGGUAAGUCACCAAUCAUCACUAUGUUCAGGAAGUAACAUACUCCGGAUUAUGUAUUUUGUCUUAUGGGCAUAGUCUGGUUAUUAACAGUUGUGGAGUACUUGUUUUUGUUAUAAUGCAUCCAAUUAGUGUUGUAUAAUCAGCAGUAACACCUUUUUAUAUUGAUUUUUACUUUGAAAAUGCUCUAACCUUUAAGCACUUUAGAAAAAAAUAUCAAGCUAUUUGAAACUUCAACAAAAAUAAUUUGAUCUUUCUAUAUGUUAGCUGAAAGUGGUCAUAUAAUAUUUGAUAUCUUAUGCUUCAUUUAAAAAGUCUGAGGCAGGCAGAUAUCUGGAAGCGUUUUCAAUUCAGCUUGUCAUUCUUGCAAUAUGGAAGCAAGCCUUGCACAUAUGUCAUGCUCAAGCAGCGUCAGCAAUUGAAGGAAGCCCAACCCAACAUGUUGCUAAAUUGGGUCAAGGACUUGUCAAUGCGCAGAAUCCGGUUGAUGCUUUUUCUAACAUUUUGGUUCCACAGGAUAUCUGUUUUCAUAUAGAAAAAUCAUUUCUAAGUGAAGUUCAGAAUGCAGAUGAGCUUUCCAAAUUUGUUGAGCCCGGUAUAUCUUUGUUGUUUCUACACUCCAUUUGCAGCUACAUGUUUUUUUCUUUGUCGCUCCCUUGGUCCCAAAGUAGGUCAUGUGUGAGUUGUGACCGACACACGACUUUAUUAUGUUGAUAA